AUGGGACGCCACACGGCAACGAGGAGCGUGGCUGCAGUGGCAAUUCAGAGGUGGCACCGGCGCAGAUGUGAAGUGACGCGUGCCGUGCGGCUGCUGGCCCUUUUGCACGUACUGCAGCACGAGAAAAGGGGCAGCGGAACAGUCGCGCCGCUGCUUAGGGAAAUGGCUGCUACUGCUCCUGGAGAGGUGGCCGAUGAUAACAGCGUAAACCGGAGUACUGAUGGUGCGUUGUGUAGCGUUCUCGGGUUGCUUUUGGAGCUGGUCGUCGCAUAUGCGGAGCGACUACACACCGAGAAUUACACCAGACGCCUGCUGCUCGAAAGGCGCGCGGCGGAGUUGCGCACUCCUGGCGAGAUGCAGGCAUUGGAUGUAAUCCUCGGCGUGCAGCGUCUGCCGCUCCUGCCAGACGCCACGCUGGUGGAGCUUAUCACGGAUGUGCGGGUGGCGGCUGCUGCAGGGCGACAGCAGCGCGUGUGGUGUGUGCGACGCUGCCUCGGCGCGGCGGGUGUUGAGCGACUCGUCGGCCACGGCC
Trypanosoma grayi is the source of this 532-nucleotide messenger RNA. RefSeq lists its product as hypothetical. Lineage: Eukaryota; Euglenozoa; Kinetoplastea; Trypanosomatida; Trypanosomatidae. The record is from RefSeq and is a predicted model, not a curated record. The transcript has a single exon. The annotation marks the transcript as partial.